AUGCCUUUCAACACAGAACUCACCCGCCGUCUCGGCAUCCGCGUCCCCGUCAUCCAGGGCGGCCUCAUGCACGUCGGCACCGCAGACCUCGCGUCGGCCGUCUCCAACGCCGGCGGCCUGGGCAUCAUCACGGCGCUCAUCUCGCCCACGCCCGACGCCCUGCGCGCCGAGAUCCGCCGCUGCCGCAGCCUGACGGACAAGCCGUUCGGCGUCAACCUGACGCUGCUGCCGUCGCUGCUGCCGCCCGACUACCCGGCGUACGCGCAGGCCAUCAUCGACGAGGGCGUCAAGAUCGUCGAGACGGCGGGCAACUCGCCCGGCCCCGUCAUCCGCCAGCUGAAGCAGGCCGGCGUCACGGUGCUGCACAAGUGCACCACGAUCCGGCACGCCCAGAGCGCGGUCAAGCUGGGCGUUGACUUCCUCAGCAUCGACGGCUUCGAGUGCGCGGGCCACGUCGGCGAGAGCGACAUCACCAACUUCAUCCUGCUGGGCCGCGCGCGGCAGACGCUCAAGACGCCCUUCAUCGCGUCGGGCGGCUUCGCCGACGGGCAGGGGCUCGCGGCGGCGCUGGUGCUCGGCGCCUGCGGCAUCAACAUGGGCACGCGCUUCGUCUGCACCGAGGAGGCGCCCGUGCACCGCAACAUCAAGGAGGCCAUUGUCAGGGGCCAGGAGACGGACACGGCGCUGCUGCUGAGGCGCUGGACCAACACCACGCGGCUGUACAAGAACAAGGUCGCCGAGGAGGCGCUCAAGGUCGAGCGGGAGAGCAAGACGGGCGAGUUUUCCGAGGUGGCGCCCUUUGUGAGCGGCAAGAGGGGCAAGGAGGUCUUUAUCAACGGCGAUCCGGAGCAUGGAGUGUGGACGACGGGCCAGGUCAUGGGCCUGAUUCACGACAUCCCGACGUGUGCUGAGCUGGUUGCUCGUAUUGAGAAGGAGGCCGAGGCGACGUUGCGGGAGAAGCUAUCCAUGAUUGUGUCGGAUUCGAAGUUGUGA
Molecule: messenger RNA, 993 nt
Organism: Trichoderma citrinoviride
Lineage: Eukaryota; Fungi; Ascomycota; Sordariomycetes; Hypocreales; Hypocreaceae
Product: inosine monophosphate dehydrogenase
Exons: 3
Coding region: 1-993 (330 amino acids)
Molecular function (GO): nitronate monooxygenase activity
Source: RefSeq, a predicted model, not a curated record